UUCUCUCCUACCGGGAGCAGCAGAGGGAUCUGGAGGUGGCUGGACCCGAGGGGCCGCCGCCGCCGCUGCUGCAAGUUUUCUGGGGGCUCCUGACAAACGGGGAGCAGACUAGGCACCGGCAUGCAGAGUAAUAUGGUCCGGAAAAAGAACCCCCCUCUGAGAAACGUUGCUAGUGAAGGCGAGGGUCAGACCCUGGAGCCAAUAGCUACAGAGAGCAAGGUGUCUACAAAGGACAAAGAGUUUUCUGCAGAUCAAAUGUCAGAAAACACAGAUCACAGCGAUGCUGCAGAACUGAACACGAAAGAGGAACACAGCGUGCAUGGCCAAGAUCCAUCUUCUAGCAGUAAGAAGGACUUGCAAAUCUCAGACCUGAGUGAGAAGGCAGGCUUCAGUUAUGAAAGCCCGAGUAAGGGAGGAAACCUUGCCUCCUUCCCGCACGAUGAGGUAACAGACAGAAAUAUGUUGGCUUUCUCAUCUCCAGCUGCUGGGGGAGUCUGCGAGCCCUUGAAGUCUCCUCAAAGAGCAGAGGCAGAUGACCCUCAAGAUAUGGCCUGCACCCCAUCAGGGGAUUCAUUGGAGACAAAGGAAGAACAUAAAAUGUCACCAAAGGCUACUGAGGAAACAGGGCCAGCGCAGAGUGGUCAAGCCAAUUGUCAAGGUUUGAGCCCGGUUUCCGUGGCCUCAAAAAACCCACAAGUGCCUUCAGAUGGGGGUGUAAGACUGAGUAAACCCAAAACUGACUUACUGGUGAAUGACAACCCAGACCCGGCACCUCUGUCUCCAGAGCUUCAGGACUUUAAAUGCAAUAUCUGUGGAUACGGUUACUAUGGCAAUGACCCCACAGAUCUGAUUAAGCACUUCCGAAAGUAUCACUUAGGACUGCAUAAUCGCACCAGGCAGGAUGCUGAGCUGGACAGCAAAAUCCUGGCCCUUCAUAACAUGGUGCAGUUCAGCCAUUCCAAAGACUUCCAGAAGGUCAACCGAUCUGUGCUUUCUGGUGUGUUGCAGGACAUCAGCCCUUCACGGCCUGCUUUACUAAACGGGACCUAUGAUGUACAGGUCACUUCAGGUGGAACAUUCAUUGGCAUUGGACGGAAAACUCCAGAUUGCCAAGGCAACACCAAGUAUUUCCGCUGCAAAUUCUGCAAUUUCACUUAUAUGGGCAACUCAUCAACUGAACUAGAGCAACAUUUUCUUCAGACUCACCCGAAUAAAAUAAAAGUUUCUCUCCCAUCCUCCGAGGGUGCGAAACCUUCGGAGAAAAACUCUAACAAAUCCAUCCCCGCGCUUCGAGCCAGUGACUCUGGGGACUUAGGAAAGUGGCAGGACAAGAUAACAGUGAAGGCGGGAGAUGACACCCCUGUCGGCUACUCAGUGCCCAUCAAGCCCCUGGAUUCCUCGAGACAAAAUGGUACAGAGGCCACCAGUUAUUACUGGUGUAAAUUUUGUAGUUUCAGCUGUGAGUCAUCCAGCUCACUCAAGCUGCUAGAACAUUAUGGCAAGCAGCAUGGAGCAGUGCAGGCAGGCGGCCUUAAUCCAGAGUUGAAUGACAAGCUUCCCAGGGGCUCUGUUAUUAAUCAGAAUGAUCUAGCCAAAAGCGUAGAAGGAGAGCCAUUGACCAAGCCAGAAAAGGGCUUGAGUGGGGCUAAAAAGAAGGACUUCCCCAGCAAGGGGGCAGAGGAUAAUGUGGUAACAAGCUAUAACUGUCAGUUCUGUGACUUUAGAUAUUCCAAAAGCCAUGGCCCUGAUGUGAUUGUAGUGGGUCCACUUCUCCGUCAUUACCAACAGCUCCAUAACAUCCAUAAGUGUACCAUUAAGCACUGUCCGUUCUGCCCCCGAGGCCUCUGCAGCCCAGAAAAGCACCUUGGAGAGAUUACUUAUCCGUUUGCUUGUAGAAAGAGUAAUUGUUCCCACUGUGCGCUCUUGCUGCUGCACUUGUCUCCUGGGGUGGCCGGAAGUUCCCGAGUCAAACACCAGUGCCACCAGUGUUCCUUCUCUACCCCCGAUGUAGACGUCCUCCUCUUUCACUACGAGACCGUGCACGAGCCCCAGGCGUCGGAGGUCAAACAGGAAGCAAACCAUCUGCUAGGAUCUGACGGGCCGCUGGCUGUCAAGGAAAGCAAAGAACACUCGUGCACCAAAUGCGAUUUUAUGACCCAGGUGGAAGAAGAGAUCUCUAGACACUACAGGAGAGCACACAGCUGCUACAAAUGUCGCCAGUGCAGUUUCACAGCUGCUGACACUCAGUCACUAUUGGAGCACUUCAACACGGUUCACUGCCAGGAACAGGAAAUCACUACUGCUAAUGGCGAAGAGGAUGGCCAUGCCAUACCCACCAUCAAAGAAGAGCCCAAAAUUGACCUCAAGGUCUACAGUCUGCUAAACCCAGACUCUAAAAUGGGAGAGACAGUUCCCGAGAGCAUAGUCAAGAGGGAGAAACUUGAUGACAAGGAAGGGCUGAAAGAUAAAGUCUGGACUGAGAGUUCCACUGAUGAUCUUCGUGGUGUGACUUGGAGAGGGGCUGACAUCCUACGGGGCAGUCCAUCCUACACUCAAGCAAGCCUAGGGCUCUUGACGCCUGUGUCCAGCUCCCAAGAGCAGACAAAGACUCUGAGGGACAGCCCCAAUGUUGAAGCUGCCCACCUGGCCCGACCUAUGUAUGGCUUGGCUGUCGAUACCAAGGGCUUCCUGCAAGGGGCGUCUGCUGGUGGCGAGAAGUCUGCAUCCCUGACCCAGCAGUAUCCUGCUUCCGGAGAGAGCAAGACCAAGGAUGAAUCCCAGUCGCUGUUACGGAGGCGAAGAGGCUCUGGUGUUUUUUGUGCCAAUUGCCUGACCACAAAGACCUCUCUUUGGCGAAAGAAUGCAAAUGGCGGAUAUGUAUGCAAUGCAUGUGGUCUCUACCAGAAACUUCACUCGACUCCGAGGCCUCUAAACAUCAUUAAACAAAACAACGGUGAGCAGAUUAUUAGGAGACGAACGAGAAAGCGCCUUAACCCGGAGGCACUUCAGGCUGAGCAGCUCAACAAGCAGCAGAGGGGAAGUGGUGAGGAGCAGGUCAACGGAAGCCCCUUAGAGAGGAGGUCCGAAGACCACUUAAACGAAAGUCACCAGAGAGAAAUCCCACUUCCAAGCCUAAGUAAAUAUGAAGCCCAGGGUUCAUUGACUAAAAGCCAUCCUGCUCAGCAGCCGGUCCUGGUCGGCCAAACCCUGGAUAUUCACAAAAGGAUGCAGCCUUUGCACAUUCAGAUAAAAAGUCCUCAGGAAAGUACUGGAGAUCCAGGAAACAGUUCAUCUGUAUCUGAAGGGAAAGGAAGUUCUGAAAGAGGCAGUCCCAUAGAGAAAUACAUGAGACCUGCAAAACACCCCAACUAUUCUCCGCCAGGCAGCCCUAUUGAAAAGUACCAGUAUCCACUUUUUGGACUUCCUUUUGUACAUAAUGACUUCCAGAGUGAAGCUGAUUGGCUACGGUUCUGGAGUAAAUAUAAGCUCUCUGUUCCUGGGAAUCCACACUACUUGAGUCACGUGCCUGGCUUACCAAAUCCUUGCCAAAACUAUGUGCCUUAUCCCACCUUCAAUCUGCCUCCUCAUUUUUCAGCUGUUGGAUCAGACAAUGACAUUCCUCUAGAUUUGGCGAUCAAGCAUUCCAGACCUGGGCCAACUGCAAACGGUGCCUCCAAGGAGAAAACAAAGGCACCCACAAACGUCAAAAAUGAAGGUCCCUUGAAUGUAGCUAAAACGGAGAAAGUUGACAGAAGCACUCAAGAUGAACUUUCAACAAAAUGUGUGCACUGUGGCAUUGUCUUUCUGGAUGAAGUGAUGUAUGCUUUGCAUAUGAGUUGCCAUGGCGACAGCGGACCUUUCCAGUGCAGCAUAUGCCAGCAUCUGUGCACGGACAAAUAUGACUUCACAACGCAUAUUCAGAGGGGCCUGCAUAGGAACAAUGCACAAGUGGAAAAAAACGGAAAAUCUAAAGAGUGAAACCUUAGCACUUAGCACAAUUAAAUAGAAAUAGGUUUUCUUGAUGGGAAUUCAAUAGCUUGUAAUGUCUUAUGAAGACCUAUUAAAAAUACUUCAUAGAGCCUGCCUUAUCCAACAUGAAAUUCCCUCUUUAAAAAAAAAAAUUCUUUCUUUUGAUGAGUAGGUUACCAAGAUUUUAAAAUGAAACAUAUGGUCAGUGAGAAAGAAUGGGAAAUGAUAAACAUGAAUUAAAAAAAAAAAAAAAAGCCUAGUGAGUCAAAAAUAUCUUGCCUAAUGUAUACUGGGGAAUCUCCUUACAAAAGCCCACCAAAUUAUAGCUGUUUUGUUGGUAAAGAUACAAAUGCUGUCUAGAAUUUGAGUUUACAUACUAUCAUAUGAAAGCAGUGUUAGGCUGGCUAUUGGCCCCUUCAUUCAAAAGUCUGUAAGAGGUUGCCUAAUUUAAAGACAUCAUGAAAUCCCAGCCAGAUGAGGAGAAAAUGAAUCUCCAGGGCAAUGGAAAACAGCACCCUCUCAAAUUAGUCUCCUCUCAUUGACCAUGUUUCAGAUUUAGACCUCGAAAUGUGAAGUGUGGUUAGGCUUGUUGAGAGAGCAGUAAGAAUCGUGACAGUUGGUGGUACAAUGUUUUUCUGGCCAGCCCUGCCUGUACAUACACAUACACAUCCUCUUUGAUAUUUUUUGUCCUUUAGAUGUUCCAGUACUUGGUAGUCAUUUUGUUUGCAGUGUAGACUCAUUCUGUCCAAAUAUAUCCAUUCUUAAAAACAAUGUCCUCAGUGCUUAUGUAGUAAUUUUAUUUUAGCCAAAUAUUUCUUUCUUGUUUAUGAUGAACUGGUUUGGAAUUUUUCAAGCCUCCUGUUGGUCACUAAUCUCACUUGGCACAUUGUAACUAAAGGAACCCCCCUCAAUUCAAAGACUAGAUCAACAUAAAUGUCAGGCCAUGGGUUUAAUUUGUUCAGGACACAUGGUAUUUCUCCGCAAGGUAACCUGCUGUAUUUAUUUAUUUUCUUUUGGUUAAAUAUAAUUUCCAAACUUUGUGGUCAGGCAGCAUGCGAGGUUACGUUACCACAGACUGACAGUUGGUGUAUGUACCAAUCAAUCCCUUCAUUAGAUUUAUACAGGUUUAGUUAAGUAGCAUUAAAUAGGAUUCUUAGAAGUAUGUCUUCAUAGUACUUUUAAUACUUAAGGCUUUGUAAAAAGAAAAAAAAAAAAACAAACUAUCCAUGAAGGGAGAGCUCCU
Peromyscus eremicus (cactus mouse) is the source of this 5212-nucleotide messenger RNA. It is a transcript of the gene Trps1, whose product is annotated as transcriptional repressor GATA binding 1. Gene Ontology annotation, molecular function: zinc ion binding; RNA polymerase II transcription regulatory region sequence-specific DNA binding; DNA-binding transcription factor activity. The transcript is spliced from 6 exons. Gene Ontology annotation, biological process: regulation of transcription by RNA polymerase II. Lineage: Eukaryota; Metazoa; Chordata; Mammalia; Rodentia; Cricetidae. The record is from RefSeq and is a predicted model, not a curated record. The coding region runs from base 121 to 3978 and encodes 1285 amino acids. Gene Ontology annotation, cellular component: nucleus.